AUGGCCUUACGAACAAUUUAUGGCUUUGGUAUAUCUCGAUUUGUACUGGCCUAUUACGAGCAAGUGGGCGAAUUUGGGAAGAUUUAUGAAGAUCCUCCCAUUCCUAUGCUAGCAGGAUCGCUAUUGUUUGGAACGAUGAUAGUGAUGGUACCAACCAUAUUCUUCUUCGUCCUCAUCGAACGCAUCGUGGCUACCGUUAAUGCACCGACAUAUGAAACAUGCUACUACCCCCAAUUCUUCAUGGCCCUCCGUUUCGUCGGGGUCAUAUUCGCCCUCUUCAUCAGCAUCCUGUACACAUUCAAUUUUCUAAGCCCUGGCAUCUGCGCGUGGAUCGGGUUGAUAGCGACCGUCAUUACCGGAGUGUUAGCUCUCGUGAUCACGUAUAUAAAUGAGAAGCAGAAUCGGUUACUGUAUCUCUUGGGGUAUACCUUAAGCCAUCGCUACCAAUUGACGGAAAAUUUGAAGGCGAUGGAUGUCCUGCUCCUUGUCCUCAGCUACGUGGGCGUCAACAACCUAAUAUUUGGAUCCCUCUUCCUGCUAAAUCGACGCGCCCAAGAUCCGCAGAUGCAGAAUUGGGUCGGCAUCGCCAUUAGUGCACACGUUGCGAUAUACUCCGUCACCAUGACGUUCAUCUACAUUUUUGCCAAUCGAAACGUGCGAACGCUAUCGAUAAAGCUGGUCAAGCAACAAAUUAAGGAAACUUGGCCGUGUAGCCUACGGUAUCGGUAUAUGGACGUACGGGACACUACGCCUUCCGUGUUUGCAUUGGAUGUAAGAGGACAGGUUCUCUACACUGGCGCAAAUCAAGAAGACUACUUCCAACAGCUCGAAUCACACGUCACUACCGUUAUCGAGGUCCUAUUUCUAAUCAUCACGUGCCUUGCCUAUCUCCCCUUUUUCUACGUCGUCUGCACUUGCCCGAUUUUCCACAUUAACCUCCGUCGAAUCAUCUUCGUCACCGUCCUGCACACGUUUUUGACAAUGGUGAUGCGAUUUAUCAUGAUGCUCUACGAGUUCGAGGUAGUGACAAGGACAGGGGACGUCAUUGCUGACCUCCCACUUGUCUGGGCUGGUCUUGCGAUGUUGGAGCAAAUGGCGUUUUUGUUUUGGAUUUUUCCGAUGAUAAUCGCAGAAAGAAUGUUCGCUAUGCACUUCAUGUGGGACUACGAGCGGAACUCAAGGACAUGGAUCUCAACGUCGAUUCUUGGAGUGGCACUUGUCGUUUCGACGAUUGCCGCAUUAAUAAUGGCAAUUUGCGUGCUCCUGAUCCGCGACGUCUUCAUGUACGUCGGUGUGCCCCUUUGCUUGGGCGGGAUUUUCGGAUUUGCAUUGACCUAUCGCUGGGUAGCACGUCAAAAUUCGAUCACGCUUGCCAACCUGGAAAUUGGCAAUUCUAAUUAUGGCUUAUCCGCGAAGUAUCAAGCCUCUGAGAAUAUCAAGUCGUUUAAGGUAUCCGGCCCAAUGUCAGUUCCA
This is a messenger RNA of Mesorhabditis spiculigera, 1473 nucleotides long. The record is from the annotation of a GenBank genome assembly. Lineage: Eukaryota; Metazoa; Nematoda; Chromadorea; Rhabditida; Rhabditidae.